Molecule: messenger RNA, 795 nt
Organism: Nanorana parkeri
Lineage: Eukaryota; Metazoa; Chordata; Amphibia; Anura; Dicroglossidae
Product: F-box only protein 44-like
Exons: 8
Coding region: 1-795 (264 amino acids)
Biological process (GO): SCF-dependent proteasomal ubiquitin-dependent protein catabolic process; glycoprotein catabolic process
Cellular component (GO): SCF ubiquitin ligase complex; cytoplasm
Molecular function (GO): ubiquitin protein ligase activity
Source: RefSeq, a predicted model, not a curated record
AUGAAUAUCAGCAAGUCCUACCAUGCUGGUUGGGUCAAGCUCAUACAAGUUAAAGAAUUUGAAAGGACUGGUGUGGUCUGCAGCCUCUGCCUGCAGGAUAUCAGCCAUGGCAAAAGCUACCGUCAUUUGGAUAGCACAUGCAUGAGGAAACAAAAUCUGCACCACGGUGUUUGGUGUGAGCAGAUCCUCAGUUUGUUUCUUUACAAGGCAAGAUCCAGAUCAGAUACUCAAACCGUGACUGCAGACAUGUAUUCACAAUACAGCCUGAAGAGGAACCUGAUCAGAAAUCCAUCUGCUGCUGAGGGAUUGAAUAACUGGAAAAUCGAUGAAAACGGUGGUACUGGAUGGAAGGUCGAAGAAAAUCUCACGGAAAAAGAAUGUAUAUUUCCAAAUCCGUCUGUCCAAAAGCUCUUUGCGACUUCUUCUCAAAUAUGCAAGAAGUCCCAGCUCAUUGACCUGAAGGAGGCCGGGUACAGUGAUGAAGUCAUGGACACAUAUCAACCGGAUAUUGUUGCCACAGACUGGUAUCAAUCCAGGCCGGACUGCGGCUGCCAGUAUGAGCUGGCGGUCAAACUACUUUCUGCAGACAAGAAAACCGUACAGGAGUUUGUCCCGGCUCCCAUUAUUAUAAAAGAGAAGAGCGACAUCCACUGGAGACAUAUAACGCAUACAUUCAGUAAAUAUGGACCAGGAGUGCGCUAUAUAUCUUUUCAGCAUGGCGGGAAGGACACGAAGAACUGGGCCGGCGCAUAUGGAGUGCGAUUGACCAACAGCAGCGUCUCCAUAGAGCUUUGA